Clupea harengus (Atlantic herring) is the source of this 2480-nucleotide messenger RNA. RefSeq names its product NEDD4 binding protein 2-like 2 (gene n4bp2l2). Gene Ontology annotation, molecular function: transcription corepressor activity. Gene Ontology annotation, cellular component: nucleus. Lineage: Eukaryota; Metazoa; Chordata; Actinopteri; Clupeiformes; Clupeidae. Gene Ontology annotation, biological process: negative regulation of transcription by RNA polymerase II. The record is from RefSeq and is a predicted model, not a curated record.
UCCAGUAGAAAUAUGAGGAUGUUCAAUGAUUUGGAUUUGGAUCAAGGAUUUCAAGGAUGCACAAUUUGUUGUGUUCCCAGCCACACAAUUUAAAGUGUAUCAGCAGGGGAUUAAUGUAGUAGGCCAAGUGUAUUUGCAUGUUUUAUAGCCCAGCUUUCAACUGUAAAUCUCAGUUAUAUAUUAGGUAGAAUGACUCAUAUAUAGGUUCAGACUACUUUUUCUCUUGAAGGUAAAAUUUUAGACAGAUAAUUUCCCAGAAUUAUAUGGAGAAACAAGUGACCUUUUUCAGAUGGCAACUCUUAAUAGGUACUUACAACCUCUACGUUUGGUGUACUUUUGGGCCUCUUGUUUUGAAAAACAAAAAGACGAAUGGCGGCCAUAUUGAAUUUACAAAUGUCUAUUUCCUUCCGGUCGUCAGUUACCGUAUGUGUUACAAACUGGUUUCUGCAAGAAUUUUAAGUAGUUUGCUUUUUGAUCAACUCAAUCUUAGUUAAAUUGAAUAAUUAGAAGUACUUCAUCAAACGAGUGCGACAUGAUUUUUUUUACAUUUGAUAAGAUUUACCUUUGUGACGACAGGACAGGCAAGCUCGUACCGUAAUUAGCGAAACGCAGAACUGUCACUUCGUAAUGGUGUAUUGUAUUGCUUUCACUCUAAAUGUCAAAUGUUAAUACUAACCUGUCUACUAAGCCACCCUAUGGUGAAAAUGUAGAAGAGCCGUCCGUGAAAAAGCUAAAGUCCUCCGACCUAGAAGGAAACCUAGGGAGCUCUUGUUCAGAUGUUCUCAGGUCAUUGUCUGCGAGUGAGCGGAGUUUUAAAGACAUCGACGGGUUGCGUUCUUGUCAGAACGGCCGGACAUCUCCCAAAAUAUCUAAAAGUGAGCCAGACGAUGGACCGACUAAACAGCCUGCCAGUGCCACAUUACCUUGUAGAAAUAGACAAGCCAACCCCAACAAAGAGGUAUUAUCUAAAGAUGGCUUUACCAGCACGUCCUUCAUUGGCCCUCUUUUCCGACCAGAGAUUGUUAAACCAAAAACGGAAAUCGAGGAUGAACUGGAUAUGUUCUACAAAGAGCUCGAACAGAUUGCGCCAGAAGAUGUAGACCUACCUGACGGCAACUGUAAUUCAGACAAAAGUACCAUCGCUAAAAAACAGCAAUACUCUGCUUCAGAACAGGAAAUCCAGUCUGACCUCAGCCAGCCUACCAGGCACUGUGGACCUUAUUCAGGCCAGGUGUGGCAAAAUAGACCACAUAAUCUUAGACACUUGCACCCUCACUUUCAACAUUGGGAUGCUUCAUGUCCACCUCCCUUGCAAGGGUCUUACAACCCAUUCCUUGGUUCUGCAGCAGCCAUGAGGCCUCUGAGACAUCUGUAUCGAUGUCCUUUCCCGCUCUUACCACCACCACCACCAAGAAUCUCGCUGUAUCCUCUAGUUCAUAGACCAAGGGACAACCUCAGGGGUCCAAACCGAGAAAGUCUUCAGUGGGAAAACAUGCCAUUUAAAUCAGGUCAUACAAAUCAGGGUGUCAACUGUGAUGCCUAUCAAGGCCAUUGCACCUUCAUUCCAAAUGAGUUUGGUUGUAAUGAACCCCACACCAACAAGGCUGAAUGUCCCCAGCCCUAUGGUCAGACGAGCUCUUUUUGUCAGACUAAUCCAGAAGAAUUUCAGAUGUAUCAACAGGCUCACCCCCAUCCUAGUCGAACAGUUGAUCCAGACUCUUUAAUGUUAAUAUUAAUGAGAGGAGCUCCUGGAUCUGGGAAAUCAACACUGGCCAGGGAGCUAUUGUGGUCUCGUACCAACGGACUGAUCCUAAGCACUGAUGACUACUUUCUUCAAGAAGACCGUUACUUCUAUGACCCACAACUUCUGGGAGAUGCACAUUACUGGAACCAAAAUCGAACACGAGAGGCAUUAUGUGAAUGCCGGUCACCGAUUAUUAUUGAUAAUACAAACAUGCAAGCCUGGGAAAUGAAGCCAUAUGUUCAAAUGGCUCUAGAGAGGGGAUACAUUGUGUGUUUCUAUGAGCCCAACACUAGCUGGAAAUAUGAGCCCUCUGAGUUAGAAAGGAGGAACAAGCAUGGUGUCCCAAAGCAGAAAAUUGCAAAGAUGCUGGAACGCUUUGAACUGCCCAUGACUGUGGAUAUUGUGCUAAACUCUCAGGAACCUCCACGACAGAGCGCUGGGCAUGCUUUUAAGCACCAGAGAAAAAGGAAGCAGGAUAUCUCAGAUUUUCAGUAGACUGAACUUUGAAGUUGAUCAUUUAUAAUACUUUUUUAAAAUAAAUGUUUUUAAUAAUGUUUAUGAAUUGUGAAAAUUAGAUUGAAUGUGAGCAAUUCACUAUACCACAAUUCACUGAAAAAUUGUCAUUCAGUGAAUCAUUGUUUAUUUUUUACUGUGUAAUGUGAAAGAUUUAGUUUAUAACUUCAUAUAGGCUACUUGUAUCACGAGGAAUAUAUUGAAUAAAAUACUUUACUUUAAA